Molecule: messenger RNA, 1101 nt
Organism: Closterium sp. NIES-65
Lineage: Eukaryota; Viridiplantae; Streptophyta; Zygnematophyceae; Desmidiales; Closteriaceae
Source: the annotation of a GenBank genome assembly
AUGGCUGCCCUCGCCAACGCUGCUGUUGCUCCCUCCACCUUCGUCGGCCAGAGCGCCGAGCUCGCCGCCAAGGUCAACAAUGUGGAGGCUCGCGUCUCCAUGAGGAAGACGGCCAAGGCCGUCCCCGCCAGCUCCUUCUACGGCCCCGACCGCCCCCAGUUCCUGGGCCCCUUCUCCUCCCCCCCGUCGUACCUGACCGGCGAGUAUGCCGGUGACUACGGGUGGGACACCGCGGGUCUGUCCGCCGACCCUGAGACGUUCGCCAAGAACCGCGAGCUGGAGGUGAUCCACGCCCGCUGGGCUCUUCUCGGCGCCCUGGGCUGCCUGACCCCCGAGCUCCUGGCGAACAACGGCGUCGAGUUCGGCGAGGCUGUGUGGUUCAAGGCCGGUGCUCAGAUCUUCUCCGAGGGCGGCCUCGACUACCUCGGCAACCCGAGCCUGAUCCACGCCCAGUCCAUCCUGGCCAUCUGGGCCACCCAGGUGAUCCUGAUGGGCGCCGUUGAGAGCUACCGCGUGGGUGGCCUCGAGGGCUUCCAGGAGGUUGAGGACCCCCUGUACCCCGGUGGUGCCUUCGACCCCCUGGGUCUGGCUGACGACCCCGACGCUCUCGCGGAGCUGAAGGUGAAGGAGCUGAAGAACGGCCGCCUCGCCAUGGUGUCGAUGUUCGGAUUCUUCGUCCAGGCCAUCGUGACCGGCAAGGGUCCCCUUGAGAACCUGUCCGACCACCUGGCUGACCCCACCGUGAACAACGCCUGGGCCUAUGCCACCAACUUCACCCCCGGCCAGAUAGAAGAGAGGGGAGGCCACGAAGGGGAGAUGGUGGGGCGGCGAGGAGGGGGCGUGAGGCGGGAACAGAAGAUGGAGAGGCAGGAUGGGUUGAUGAACAUGCAGGGAAGGGAGAUGGGGAGGCAGGAAAAGGAGAUGGGGCAGGGGAGGGAGAGGAGGCGGCUUGAUGCAGUGGUGGUGAUUUGCAGUGAGACGAUUCCACAAGGGGGGGCAAGGAACAGGGAGGGUCUACGGGGCACGGCGAGGCGGAUCUGGAGGCUAGGCAUGGCAGUUUGGGUAGGAAAAGUGUUGGAACUUGCACAGCAGGCUCUCUGA